Bipolaris victoriae FI3 is the source of this 465-nucleotide messenger RNA. RefSeq lists its product as hypothetical. The transcript is spliced from 3 exons. The record is from RefSeq and is a predicted model, not a curated record. Bases 1 to 465 code for a protein of 154 amino acids. Lineage: Eukaryota; Fungi; Ascomycota; Dothideomycetes; Pleosporales; Pleosporaceae.
AUGGCUCAAGAUGCGGUACCUGCCGCUAACGCGAUUGUAUCGUUUAUUAAAUACUCUAAAUAUAACAGAUACAAAACCAAUAUGCCAAAGCAAUUCUCAUCUAACGACUCCAACCUGCUCAGGGAACUGCAGGUUCGGGCCAUUAAUGCUGGUGCUGUGUCGAAGGUGAAAAGAGACACGAUAGUCAACAUGGCAGCAUGGACUACCAAAGGCCAGCCUUGUGUACACGUCAGCUUUCGCCCCAUCCUAAGAGAUAACCUUAAUUACUCAGCAUUUCUACCCUUAUCUUUGGUAGAGAAAUGCGGUCAUGUUGUGGCAGGCGUAUGUGUAACGUCCCUGGAUCACUACCGGCACUUAGACCAACACAUAAAGUCCCUCUCUUUAAGUUUAGAUAAUAUUCUAGGAUCGCUCUUGGAAAGGCUCUGGCUAAGAUUAGAGAACAAUGUCAACCACGAUAGUCGGUAA